This is a messenger RNA of Hibiscus syriacus, 884 nucleotides long. Its product is annotated as membrane-anchored ubiquitin-fold protein 1-like. NCBI's taxonomy places the organism in Eukaryota, Viridiplantae, Streptophyta, Magnoliopsida, Malvales, Malvaceae. The transcript has 5 exons. The record is from RefSeq and is a predicted model, not a curated record. Bases 304 to 657 code for a protein of 117 amino acids. Gene Ontology annotation, molecular function: protein binding.
UCUCUUAUUGUUGAUUUUAUCAAAGCCGCCCAUUCAGUUUCUCCUUUUUCUUCUUCAAAGCUUGGCUUUUUCAUCAAAAAGAAACCAACCGAUAUCAGUUUUUGGAUAAAUUCUGCAGAAUUUCCAGAUGAGAAUUCUUGGAGGGUAUUUGAUUGUUGUAAAUAUAGGAAAAUAAGUACCUCAGAAGAAUCUUAGCGUCGUUGCAGUCUUCUAGAUUGAGAUUUUUUGUAUAGAUCUGAGGAUAACUUCCAAGUAAAGAUCUUGGGUAAGGUUUAGAUUUUGGGAUCUCUAAGGUUUCUGGAGAUGGCUAGUGUUCAAGAUCAAUUGGAGGUCAAGUUUCGGUUGACCGAUGGCUCCGAUAUCGGUCCAAAAACCUUUUCGGCCGCUACAAGUGUUGCAACUUUGAAGGAAAGUGUUAUUGCUCAAUGGCCUAAAGAGAAGGAGAAUGGUCCAAGGACAGUGAAGGAUGUCAAGUUAAUUAGUGCGGGGAAAAUAUUGGAGAACAACAAAACACUGGGGGAGUGUCAGAGCGCUCUUUGUGAUGUACCGGGUGGAGUAACGACUAUGCACGUUGUUGUUCAACCUCCUCCUUUGGAGAAAGAAAAGAAAAUAAUAAAUGAACCGGAACAGAACAAGUGUGUUUGUGUCAUAUUAUAAUUCGCAGCUUGAAGAGGGGAUGGCAUUAUUUUCAGAUAAAACAGUGACAGAUCUGGUAUAGAAAAAGAGUUUGUGGACAUUAAAUGUUUAGAAUGUGUUGGUUUUCUGCUUUUCUACACCAAAUUCAUGUAGAGAUGACCGUUCAUCUAUUUUGUUCACUUCAUUGGUUUCACAUUAAUCAGACUCUGCUCUUGAGCAAUUGAACCUCAGGUUUUACGUCCGAAUUC